This is a messenger RNA of Drosophila novamexicana, 1710 nucleotides long. It is a transcript of the gene SmydA-5, whose product is annotated as SET domain-containing protein SmydA-8. Bases 12 to 1673 code for a protein of 553 amino acids. The record is from RefSeq and is a predicted model, not a curated record. Lineage: Eukaryota; Metazoa; Arthropoda; Insecta; Diptera; Drosophilidae. The transcript has 2 exons. Gene Ontology annotation, molecular function: protein binding.
UGAUCAUUGGAAUGGCAGCUCUGAGUCCCAACUGUGCCGUCUGCGAUGUGGCCGCUUCGCUCACCUGCACCCGCUGCAAGAUGGUGCGCUACUGCAACGGGGAGCACCAGAAGCAGCAUUGGCCACAGCACAAGAGCUGCUGCCGGCCCUUUCGGGUGCAGCAGGACGAGCAGCUGGGACGCUACUUGGUGGCCACUCAGGACAUAAAGGCCAAGCAGAUUAUAUUUGUGGAGGAGCCCCUUGUCGUGGGUCCCAAGUGGUUUCUCACCGAACACGAGAAAUCGGCCAGCAUUGUGCCCUGUGUGGGCUGCUAUACGCCCUGUCGCCUGGGCAAGCAUCAGUGCCGCAACUGUCGCUGGCCCGUCUGCAGUGCCAGCUGCGUGCACGAGAAAUUAGAGUGCAGUGUGCUCAGCCUAGGCACUGCGCCCACAGCCAAGUCGGACGCACGUGCUCUGCAUGACUAUUACCGUCAUGAUGCGCUGCUGGUGCUGAAGUGCCUGCUACUGCAGCGGCAACAGCCGGAGCGCUGGCAGGCCCUGCUGGAGAUGCAGUCACAUGCAGAGGAACGCUUGGGCACAGAGCUGCAGCAGGAGGCGGAACAGCGCAUUGUUAGCUAUCUGGAGCAGCGCUUUCUGCAGCGCCUCAAGCAGAGCAAAAACCGUGAGUGCUGCCAGCUCAGCGACUAUGAGCCGGAGUUGCUGCAUCGCCUGUGCGGCAUAAUAGAGACCAACUACAUGGUCAUCGAGCUGGCGACGGGUGUGGAACUGAGCGGACUCUUUCGGCAGGCCUGCAUGAUGGAGCACGCCUGCCAGCCCAAUUGCUACUUUCAGUUCGAUUCUGUCACGCAGCGCAUUGCGGUGCGCGCCGGCUGCGAUAUGAAGACGGGCGACCACCUGAAGAUCACCUACACGAACAUAUUGUGGGGCACGCAAAUGCGGCAACACCAUCUGCGCAUGACCAAGCACUUCAGCUGCCGCUGCGCGCGCUGCGAGGAUCCCACCGAGUACGGCAGCUAUGUGAGCGCCAUGCGCUGCCUGGGCGAUGUGUCCAAGUCGUGCGUGGGCGUGCAGCUGCCGCUGGACCCACUCAACGAGCAGACCCAAUGGAAGUGCGACACUUGCCCCGUCCUGCUGGAUGCUGCUUAUGUGACCGAAGUGCAAACCCACAUGACCGAAGAGGUGGACCAGCUAUUGGCCGGCCGACCCACGGCCAGUCAAGUGGAAUUGCUGUUGGCACGGCUGUCCCAGUUGCUGCAUCCCAAUCACUUUCACAUGUUCAAUUUGAAGCAUACACUUAUUCAGCUUUACGGCCAUGAGCCGGGCCUGGAGCUGACCGAGCUAAGCGAUCUUCAGCUGGGUCGCAAGCAGCGACUAUGUGAGGAGCUGUACAAUGUUUGCCAAUGCCUUGAUCCGCACAGCAUCAAGCUGGCCAUCUAUGUGAGUGUCAUUCUGAUUGAGAUGGCACAUACGCUGGAGGAGCAGGCGCGUAGACAACCUGCACAGGCAAAAUUGCAACUGGAGCUGGCUCGAUCCCAUGUACUGGAGGCGGUGGAUGUGCUAGAAAAGGUACAGGACUCUGUAGCUGGCAAGAAGCUGCACGAUAAGCUGCAGCGUGAUCUAUUCGAGCAUGACAAAUUGACGCUGGCCCACUGCCAUAGCCAGACUGCAGUUUAAACUUAUGAAUAUAAUUUAUAACUUGUUAAACUAUAAA